CCGAGCCCAGCAAGCCAAAGCUGCGAGCCAAAUCCACCGACUUGGCCACUUGGCUGCACUCAUCGCCAGUCUCACAGAAACGCUCAAAGCGUGCGGACACCCAAGCAAGCGGUUCGAGUCUCAGCCAGAAAGCAAAAUAAGAAAGAAAACGAACCCAAAACAAGGCGACUGGGAGUAACUUUCGUGCCUCGUGGUAGAAAAUUCAAGCUGGAGAAAGGCCUAGACCCACAGCUCAUAAGCAUUUGGUUUUUGCAAGCCAGCCAGUCAGUUGGCCAAAAUCGACGCAUUUCACCGACCAUAAUGCGCUGACAUUGAUUCUGGGCCAGCGUGCAUUGUCAUCGGAGGUGGUUCAGGGCUAUCGGGAUUACCAGUUGGUAGACCCAAAAACCAGUUGAAGGGCAACGAGACCAGCUGAAAAGCGAGAGAGAAACUCAGCGCGCAUGCGUGCACGUGCAUAAUUCACUCAAUCUCUUUGAGUUUUUGCUAACAAAACUGGGACAAGAACGAGCGUUCGCAGUGCAGCUCAAACUGUUGGUGCGCGGAAGUGUUAAAUUGGUUAUAACUAACAUUGCGCAACAUUAGUACCCAAAAUAAAAGAUACAUAAAUGCGCUAACUAACCACAAUAAACGAAAAAUGUGUAUGCAAUCUAUGAGCAAAAUUGGCAAACUGUCGAGCUGUGUGAAAAUAAUAACAACACGGUCGAGCCGAUAACACAAAAGCCACGCUUUGUUCGUGACUCGUGGCUAAAAGCCAAACAACCAAACAACCGGGCGAGCCAAUAAAUAAACACUAACCAAGACUGGCCACAAAAAAAAAAAAAAGCCAAAAUAUAUAAAAGAAAAUCAAAGCGGACAAAAUGUCCAAGCAGUUGAAAAUAAAUUCACUUUCGUUGUUGCAUUGCCUGGCAGCGCUGCUCUGUGCGGCAGCGCUGCAGCCACAACAACCACAGCAAGUGUUGCAGCUGCAACAACAGCAUCAAUUGCUGGUAGAGCAGCCGCACCAACAGAAGCAUCAAUUGCUGGUAGAGCAGCCACAGCAACAGCAAUUGCUGCCAGCAAGUGGUGCGGCGACAACAGCAGCAAUAUCUCCUGCCAGCAGCAACAUCAGACUUGUGAAUGCAACUUCAGAUGGUGUCACCACCACUUUCAUCGACAACACCAGCAGCAAUGCCAACAGUAUGACACACAACGUCCAAAACAAUGAUGCUGCAGGUCCCGCCUCCUUGGAGCAGCAGCAGCAGCAACAGCAACCAACGUUGCAAUAUGCACAUAUAUCGGCAUUAGAUAAAGAAGUAGUCGAGCGCCUGAUCAAACAGUGGGCCCCAAUCGUUUGGCUGGCGCCGGAGGAGAAAUUCAUGCCGCUUGGCGUGGAGGAGUUUCUGCAGUAUGUCCACCCAAUGGACAAGGACAGCCGCAGCUUCCGGCCGGGAGUUCCUUUCAGGGAGUAUUCAACCAAAUCCCACCUGGUCACAAACAACGAAAUCCAGGAGCUGCUGGAGAACGACAAAUCUUUUCUGUAUGGUCGGAAUCCCAAUGAGAAACCGGUGCCCAUCUAUGGAGUGGUCACCAUGUGUCCUUCUAGGAGGGAACCAGUAGUGCAGAGUCCUCCGCCCGUCAGCACACGAGCUGCUUAUAUUCCCGUCUCCAUUGAUCCCCUCGAGGAACGCAAUGACACUGUACGGAGAUCGUCCAGACUGUUUCCACUUUUUCAGCGAGUUAAACGAGAGGCACAGGCAGCUCCAAAGUACAAUUCACUCAACGAGUACGAGGAACUGGUGAUGGAGCCGUCCCAGAAGCCCCAAAAAGAGACCGAUCCAGAACCGGAGCCGGAAGGCGGAGUGCCAGUAAACAAUUUCAUCGCCAACCUCGCGGAUAACGUCAAGUUUAGCGGUGGAACCGAUCCUGAUGACAAUCUGGAGGAGAACAGUGUUGGCCAGACACCGGAACAGGAGGCGAAUACAGGAAAGGGCAAGCUGCCAGGCUUUCAUGUAACCUACUGGAUGUUUUAUCCCUACAGCCAGGGUAAAACCAUGUGCACCGUAAGCUUGGGUCCACUUGGAAGGAUUCCCUUUCCUGCUGUGUAUGGAUAUUGUCUGGGAAAUCGCAAGGACAUCGGUAGUCAUGUGGGCGAUUGGGAACACAUGAGCCUGUAUUUUAACGGGGAUGCCGAACCGCAGGCCAUGUAUGUUUCCGCCCACGAUGCGGGUGCCUAUUACAGCUAUAAUCGGCUGACGGGAUCCUUUGAGUUCCGCCGCCAGGAGACGCGUAAGGGAAUCCUGCAGCGACCCAACUUCCCAAAAACAGUGACGACAUUCAAGAACCAUCCGGUUCUGUUUGCAGCUAAGGGUUCGCAUGGUCUUUGGACAGCUCCGGGAAAACAUCGAUUUGUCAAAGUAGCGCGCCUUUAUGACAUCAACGGAUUUGGUACGCCAUGGAACACUUGGAAGGCUGUGGACAUAAGUUAUGAGAACUUGAGAUCGUAUGGUCGGUCACUGGUUCCCGAUUGGCUCACGUAUCGUGGCAAGUGGGGCAAUCCCAAAAGCAAUUGCCAUCCUUUUCGGCGAAUCGGUUUGAAUUUCUGUGAGUUUACGGACGGUCCAACGGGAAUUCCGCUCAAGGAACCCCACUUUCAAUGCGGCGCUGACUAUCGCUGAUGACUUAUUCGGAAAAGGGGGCCUUGCCUAACCUUAGACUAAUGUAUAGUAAAGUAUUUAUUGUGAAACCACCCAAAAAAUCCCUUAAAGAUUAAAAAUGAAAUAAUAGUAAACGAAAAUUCUAGAUUUCUUUGCUGAACUAAGGGAAAACAUAUCUCUUUUGUUGUUUUGAAACUAGGAAAUAUUUUCCCUAUUAUAAAUUUGAACUAAUUACAUAUUACAUUAGAACAUAUCUUAUAAA
This is a messenger RNA of Drosophila rhopaloa, 2895 nucleotides long. RefSeq lists its product as uncharacterized. The transcript has 3 exons. Lineage: Eukaryota; Metazoa; Arthropoda; Insecta; Diptera; Drosophilidae. The record is from RefSeq and is a predicted model, not a curated record. The coding region runs from base 858 to 2654 and encodes 598 amino acids.